Auxenochlorella protothecoides is the source of this 1251-nucleotide messenger RNA. RefSeq names its product Actin-related protein 2/3 complex subunit 1B. Gene Ontology annotation, molecular function: actin filament binding. The record is from RefSeq and is a predicted model, not a curated record. Gene Ontology annotation, biological process: Arp2/3 complex-mediated actin nucleation. Lineage: Eukaryota; Viridiplantae; Chlorophyta; Trebouxiophyceae; Chlorellales; Chlorellaceae. Gene Ontology annotation, cellular component: actin cytoskeleton; Arp2/3 protein complex. Bases 1 to 1251 code for a protein of 416 amino acids. The transcript has 2 exons.
AUGUCGCUGCGCCUGGUGUCGUCAGCCCGGCUGGAUGCCAGCAUCUCGGCGCAUGCGGUGUCGGGCGACGGCAAGCUCCUGGCCGUGGCGCGGGAAAAUGAGAUCUCCAUCCUCGACCGUGCCAGCCCCUCCCAGAACUGGACGCCUGUCGCCCGGGUGGGGCCAUGCCAGCACUCCCAGCGCGUCUCCGGCCUGGCCUGGUCCGGGUCGCAGCUGGCCUCCUGCUCCCACGACUCCGGGGCGGUGGUCUGGACCCGCACCCCGCAGGGCGCCUGGUCCCCGAACCUGGUGGUCACCCGCCUGGCGCGAGCCGCGCUCUGCGUGCGCUGGGCGCCCGGCGGCGCGGCCUUGGCACUGGGAGCGGUGGACGGGGCCGUGGUCGUCUGCCACAGGGACGAGGAGAGGUCGCUCUGGGCCCCCCGCAUGCUCCAGCGAGGGGACCCGCAGAGCGCGGCAGCGGUCCAGGACCUGGCCUGGCACCCGGCGGGGAGCUGCCUGGCCAGCGUCGCGGCCGACGGCAGCCUGCGCAUCCAUGCCACGCCAUGCAGAGGCGCGGGCGCACCCACCCCUCCAAGCACCACCUUGGGCGCGUUUGGCACGCUGCUCUACACAGCUACCCCCUCCCCCGGCGCCUGGGCCAUGAGCGUGGCCUGGGACCCGAGCGGAAGCUGCAUGGCGGUGGCUUCCUCCUGUGGUGGCGGCGCCCCGCCGCGCCUGACCCUCAUCGCAGGGCUGCUGACGGGAGGUGGGGCGUGCACUGCCGAGGCGCUGAGGGAGGCGGGCACACGCGCCCAGACCCUGGACCUCCGGGGCCCCUGCCUGGGUCUGACCAGCCUGCUCUUCCUGACCGAGGAUGUGCUGGUGGGAGCAGGGUUCCACGGCAGGCCCCUGGUCUUCAGGCGUGGCGCGGAUGGCCCUUGGGCCCAGGACUGUGACCCGGGCCCGCAGGAGGACGCCGGGGGCGCACAGCAGCCGGCAGGCUCCCCUACGCCGGCCAGGCCUGCCACCCUGGCGCAGCGCAUCCGCAUGUUCGAGGUGGAUGAGAAUCGCAGCCUGAACGUGCAGGGGCGCAGGGUCGGCGCGGGCGGUGGCAAGGCGGCGGGCGUGGGGCCCGGGCGGCCCUCCGGCCCCGCCCGAGGGCCCGAACAUGCUAGCCACAUCGGUAGCCUUGCGGGCCUGGCGCAAGGGGCGUUCACCUCCGCCGGCGCCGACGGCCAGCUGCUGCUGUGGCAGGUGACGGGCGUGCGGUGA